Molecule: messenger RNA, 894 nt
Organism: Aspergillus melleus
Lineage: Eukaryota; Fungi; Ascomycota; Eurotiomycetes; Eurotiales; Aspergillaceae
Gene: GCV3
Product: glycine decarboxylase subunit H
Exons: 3
Coding region: 91-612 (173 amino acids)
Biological process (GO): protein lipoylation; glycine decarboxylation via glycine cleavage system
Cellular component (GO): cytoplasm; glycine cleavage complex; mitochondrion
Source: RefSeq, a predicted model, not a curated record
UACUUAAUCUCUCGCUUUUCUCUCUCCGCUCCUCAUUCCUUUCCCAAUUCCUUGAUCCAGUCUCUUCCUUCGCAUCUCCCAUCCAUCGCAAUGUCUGCUGUCGCCCGCUCCAUCCGUCCCUUCGCCUCGCGCGCCCUCUCCCAGAAGCUCCCGCUGGCCGCUGCCCGUAGGGUUUCGCCCGCCAUGGGUUUCCCGCGGGGAAGUAUCAGGAGCUUCUCGCAGAGCCCGUUCAUGGAGGUGAAGAAGUACACCGAGUCUCACGAAUGGAUCGAGCUGGCCGAGAACGGCAAGACGGCCAAGAUCGGUAUCACGGAAUACGCCGCCAAGUCUCUGGGUGACGUUGUUUACGUCGAGCUGCCCCAGGAGGAGCUGGAGGUUAGCGCCGGGGAGCCCGUCGGCGCCGUCGAGUCCGUCAAGUCUGCCUCCGACGUCCUGUCCCCUGUCUCGGGCACCGUCGUGCAGGGUAACGCCAUCCUCGAGGACAAGGCCAAGUUCAUCAACGAGGACCCCGAGGGCGAUGCCUGGAUCGCCGAGAUCCAGGUCACCGACGCCGCUGAGCUGGACGGCCUGCUGGAUGCUGCGGCCUACAAGGAGUCUCUGGAUGAGGAGUAAACGGUGUUUCUCGAUCUGAGCGGUGCGUUGUGAAAGAUCUUUGGCUUUUCUUUUCUUUUCUUCUCGUCUUGGUUAUGAUGGGGUUGUCUCAACUUUUUGCGCGGUUCGUUCUAUGAGGAAUGGGUUUAUUGUUUCAAUUUUUUCUUUUAUCUAUAUUCAUAUCUGUCUGAGGAAAAUGUUAGACUUGCGCUAGGCCGUCACUGGCUUUGGGGCUUUCUGUUCAACAGGGAAGGCCUUGAACAAUAUACAAUGAUAUCGAUGAUUAUCUUACUGUAUGGGUGU